Erinaceus europaeus (western European hedgehog) is the source of this 4626-nucleotide messenger RNA. RefSeq names its product dpy-19 like C-mannosyltransferase 1 (gene DPY19L1). NCBI's taxonomy places the organism in Eukaryota, Metazoa, Chordata, Mammalia, Eulipotyphla, Erinaceidae. The record is from RefSeq and is a predicted model, not a curated record. Bases 51 to 2288 code for a protein of 745 amino acids. The transcript is spliced from 22 exons. Gene Ontology annotation, molecular function: mannosyltransferase activity. Gene Ontology annotation, cellular component: nuclear inner membrane.
CCGGCCCGCCCCGCCGAUCGUCGGCCGCCGUCCGGAGCGACUAUGCCAAGAUGGUCCUGCAGGCGCGGAGCAAGCACCGGGAGGCGGCCCCCAAGGCGCCCCAGCCGACCCGAGCCUCGCAGCCGCCCGCGGACGCCGGCGCCGGGGACCCCGCGGCGGAGCGCGCCCCCCAGUCCCCGGGGCGCAAGGGCGGCGCUGCGGCCAGGAGGGGGCCCCGCGCGGAGUCCCGGGCGCCGGCCGCGGGGGGCGCGCUGGGGGGGCGCCUGCUCGCCGGGCUGCGCGGGGCGCUGGGCCUGCGGCGUGCGGGGCGCGGCCGGACCUGGACCACGCUCCUGCUAGCUGCCUUUGCAGCAGUGUUGCACUGGAGCCACAUAACACACCUCUUUGAAAAUGAUCGUCACUUUUCUCACCUCUCCACACUGGAAAGGGAGAUGGCUUUUCGCACUGAAAUGGGACUAUAUUAUUCCUAUUUCAAGACUAUUGUGGAAGCACCUUCCUUUUUGAAUGGAGUGUGGCUGAUUAUGAAUGACAGGCUGACUGAAUAUCCACUUGUCAUUAAUACAUUGAAGAGGUUUAACCUUUACCCUGAGGUAAUUUUAGCCAGCUGGUACAGGAUUUAUACCAAAAUAAUGGAUAUGAUUGGUGUUCAAACCAAGAUCUGUUGGACGGUGACCAGAGGAGAAGGACUCAGUCCUAUUGAAAGCUGUGAAGGAUUGGGAGAUCCUGCAUGCUUUUAUGUGGCUGUAAUUUUUAUUUUAAAUGGACUAAUGAUGGCAUUAUUCUUCAUAUAUGGCACGUACUUAAGUGGCAGCCGGUUAGGAGGCCUGGUUACAGUUUUGUGUUUCUUUUUCAAUCAUGGAGAGUGUACUCGUGUAAUGUGGACACCGCCUCUCAGAGAAAGCUUCUCGUACCCCUUUCUUGUACUUCAGAUGUUGCUUGUGACUCACAUUCUCAGGGCUACAAAACUUUACAGGGGAAGCUUGAUUGCACUCUGCAUUUCCAACGUGUUUUUCAUGCUCCCGUGGCAGUUUGCGCAGUUUGUACUCCUCACGCAGAUUGCAUCAUUAUUUGCUGUGUAUGUGGUGGGAUACAUUGACAUAUGCAAAUUACGAAAGAUCAUUUAUAUACACAUGAUUUCCCUUGCACUUUGUUUUGUAUUGAUGUUUGGAAACUCAAUGUUACUGACUUCUUAUUAUGCAUCCUCUUUGGUAAUUAUUUGGGGUGUACUAGCAAUGAAGCCACAUUUCCUGAAAUUACAUGUGUCUGAACUUAGUCUAUGGGUCAUCCAAGGAGGUUUUUGGUUAUUUGGAACUGUCAUACUCAAGUAUUUGACAUCUAAAAUGUUUGGCAUUGCAGAUGAUGCUCAUAUUGGCAACUUGUUAACAUCAAAAUUCUUCAGUUACAAGGAUUUUGAUACUUUAUUGUACACCUGUGCAGCAGAGUUUGACUUUAUGGAAAAGGAGACUCCGUUGAGGUACACAAAGACAUUGCUGCUUCCGGUUGUUCUCAUUAUAUUUAUUGCAAUCAUUAGAAAGGUUAUUAGUGAUAUGUGGGGUGUCUUAUCUAAACAGCAGACACAUCACAGAAAACACCAGUUGGAUCACGGAGAGCUGGUUUAUCACGCACUGCAGCUGUUAGCGUAUACAGCUCUUGGCAUUUUAAUCAUGAGACUAAAGCUCUUCUUGACACCACAUAUGUGUGUCAUGGCUUCCUUGAUCUGCUCGAGACAGCUGUUUGGAUGGCUCUUUUGCAAAGUACACCCCGGUGCUGUUGUUUUUGCUGUGUUGGCAGCAAUGUCAAUACAAGGUUCAGCCAAUCUGCAAACCCAGUGGAAUAUUGUAGGAGAGUUCAGCAAUUUGCCACAAGAAGAACUUUUGGAGUGGAUAAAAUACAGUACUAAGCCAGAUGCAGUGUUUGCAGGUGCCAUGCCCACAAUGGCAAGUGUUAAGCUGUCUGCACUCCGACCCAUUGUGAAUCACCCACAUUAUGAAGAUGCAGGUUUGAGAGCCAGAACAAAAAUAGUGUACUCAAUGUAUAGUCGGAAAGCAGCAGCAGAAGUGAAGCGGGAGCUGAUAAAGCUAAAGGUGAAUUAUUACAUCCUGGAGGAGUCAUGGUGUAUAAGAAGGUCCAAGCCUGGUUGCAGCAUGCCUGAAAUUUGGGACGUAGAAGAUCCUGAUAAUACCGGGAAGCCUCCUUUAUGUAACCUCUUGGUGAAGGAGUCCAAACCUCACUUCACCACCGUAUUCCAAAACAGUGUUUACAAAGUCUUAGAAGUUAAAGAAGAGUGAACUCUGCCUGUGGAGAACUCCAUCAGUCAUUGUUCUGAUGUUUUGCUGACAAGUUGUCCAUUGUUGUUCCUUUGAAUCCUCCCCCCACCCCCGGAAGUUACAGUUUUCUAAGUAGAAAACAUUUUAUCUAGUCAAUCUGAAUGCUACAUGAUUUUAAAAAUACUUUGCACCCUUGUCAGUUACUGUUUCGAUUCACCCCUUAAAGUUUGCUGUGCAAAUGAGUGUGUGCCUGUACUUGACUUACAUGUUUGUGCUACUGUGAGCAGAGCUGACUGUAGAGAACACCUAGUAAGUCAUGACAAGCAUAGUAAGAAGACAGUCCAUUCUAAUUAUUUUAGAGGCUACUAGUUCCUCUUGCUCUUGUCUUUUGGACAUUUCAGUGAUUAUUGUAAGUUCUCCAGUCAUGCCACGCCCUGCCAGUAACGUCAGCAGUAGGUGGGGCAGACAUAGGAGUCUGCUAUGUGAAGUUAUCAUUUUUUUAAAAUUCUAUUUCUUUACAGUCCCUCCUCUUGCUCAGUGUGCAUUUCUGCCCAUUAUUCAUUCUGGUGUUCAGGACCAAACUUCUUGAAAAAAUACCAUGUGGCAUUUUUACCUGUUUCCCUCUAUUUUUCUCCCCUAUGUUAAUUGUUAAAUGAGGCUUGUUAACUCAUCCAAUUGGUUAUAAAGUACUUAUUCUUGGUCUAAAAAAAAUAAUAGUGGCAAUUGUAUAUUUUUUCAAAUUUUAGUAUUAUUCCAAUGUUUACAUUUUAAUACCUUUAAAACCACUGUAAAAGGUUUUCCUGUUUAAUUAUAGAUUUAAGGAAAACUAUUUUGGACAACUCCAGAUAUGGUGCACCUAGAAAUGAUGUGUAUUUGAGCAGGUACAUUUUACAGUGAAAGAACCAACUGUGAUGGAGCGCAUGGUAAUGCUGCUUUUAUUAUUAAGAUGUAGUACAUCAUGACUAAUUUUCUGUCAUAAAGUAAACGAAUAAUGAGAAAUGGAUGGAGCUUUUACAUUUUACUUUAAAAAUUGCCUGUCUUUAACAAGACCAAGCCUUAAGCCGUAUUCUUAUCAUUUUGAUUCCAAAAACAGUCUUUCUCUAUGAGGACCUAACUGAUUCAGUCUUACUCCUCUCUUUUUCUUUUUUUUUUUCUUUCUUUCUCUUCCCCCCCCCCCCCACUUAAUAUUUUGAACAAUUGCCAAGCCUGCUUUGAAUUUGUUAUUUUGAGGUUUUGUUUCUUGGAAGUUAAUUUGCGUGAAAUGAGAUUCUUGAAAAUAGAGAAUCCUUAUAGUUUUGAGAAAUAGUUUUUAGGAUUUUAAAAGUCUAAUCAAACCUUGAAGUCUGGUAAAAUACCCUUUUAAUUAUACAGUGUUCUUUUAUUAACCACAGGCAGAUUAACCUCAUUGUGGAUUGUCCUUGAGACCUGAGACCUCAGGGAUGGCUUCCAGUGCUCACUCCUGGGAGCCACUGAAGAGCUGUUUUCUUUCUGCCUUCUUACCACAGCCCAAGGACCAGCCUGGUCUGGGUGGAGGACUAGCUGGUUUAGAACAGAAGCUGGAAAGACAGCGUAGACUGGGAGUGUGCAGCCCCAACCUGCCCAGAGCCCUGGUCUUCCUGGUUUGACUGGAGGUUCUGUCAGUAUAUUCAAGGCCUUGCUCUGUGCAUUCUUGCUUGCUGGUGACUUAUUCCUUAAUUUGCUUAUUUCAGAAAACAGAAGCAGCUGGGGAGUUGUGGAUCAAGGGAAAAUUCUGAGCAAGGAUGCAGCAAUCUAGAGACUUAAGAGGACUAGUUUGAGAUAGCCAUCCCAAGCAAGCAGAGAGAAAGGGAAAGUGUACUCUGCUCUCUGCUUGCUUAUCACCCAGAGGUGGCUGGUUUUUGCACAUGUGUCAGUUAGAGGUCUAUUAUGACUCCUCUUUUAAAGUUAAUGCUUUAUUCCAAUAAUCCCACACUUCCUCACAUGUUUAUAUGUCAUGAAAGGAAAUUCUGUAGGGAAAACACAACUUUCAAAAGACUGUAGUAAUUGUUUCAUGUGCUAGGGAAAGAAAAAUUGCCACAUCAACCCCGCCCACCACCAUUUCUUACAGUAUUUGUUGAGGUAGGUCUGCCAGCAAGCUCUGAUUAUCUUUUAGGCCAGUUUAGGAUGUAGACUUUGGGCUACACUGCACACUCAGCCUUGGUCACACGCCACAGCCGGUGCUGUAGAUAAUAAGUACCUUUUAUGGUAGCAUAGAGUAGUAGUAGGCUUGAUAUACAUAACAAAGCAGUAUUAAGACUCAGUAUUUUAUGCAUUUUUAGCAUUUAAAAAUAUUUUUGGUUUAGUGUGAAGAAGGUAUGGGUGGACAAGGAAGUGAUAGAAA